UUUACCCUUAAGGAGUUGUAAUCAAUUAUGAAUAACUAUCACCAUAUUGCUGAUGUGACAAUUAGACCACAUCAAUCAACAUGAAAGUCUUACUGUGGCGGCUCAUCACAAAUUUCUAAGUUGAUCCACCUCUCUCUGUCUCUCGUUCAACUUUCACUUCUCAAUAUUUGGGUUUAUACCAAAUCAAGAUUAUAGAUUCCUAACCAUCGGAUGAAUAUGACCUGGUUACCACCUAAACAAAAGUCUUCAUCUGUAACUAGAUUUUCCAAGGUAUCCUAUCCUUACCGGCCAACCCCAAAUGUCAACCAUGGCGGCUACAACGUCCAUAUCUAGUCUUGGUUCUUCUACAUAGGAUUAACGGUGGGCUUGAAUUAAAAUAAAAAGGACUUACUUGUUACUUCACUCAAUCACUGCAACACCCUUCAAUGGAUCGUCCUGAGAAACACUUCCUUCUAGUUACCUUCCCGUGCCAAGGCCAUCUCAACCCAACACUGCAGCUAGCUAAGCACCUCAUAAGCACCACCGGUACCAAGGUCACCUUGGCCACCACCGUUUACGGCCAACGCCUCAUGACAAACACAAACACAAACACCCUUCCUCUCAUUCCCGGCUUAUCCUUCGCUUUCUUUUCCAACGGUUUCGACGACAGCAACAUCCCGUCCGACGACCCCAACUAUGUCUGCGCUCAACUAAAACGUGUGGGUUCUCAUUCCUUCUCCAACCUUCUCAAUUCAUUCAACGAAGGACCUCACCCGGUGACCUUCAUAGUUUACACCAUCCUCCUUCCAUGGGUUGCCGACGUUGCACGCUCCAUGCACAUCCCCUCUGCCUUCUUAUGGAUCUCCUCAGCCACCGUCUUCACCCUUUAUUACCACUUCUUCAACGGCCAUGAUCACCUAAUUGAAACCUCAACCUCUAUUGACGAACUACCAGGAUUGCCUCCCUUAACUCGCCAGGACCUUCCUUCUUUCUUCCAACCCUCAAGCCCUCACACUUAUGUGCUCCCAAUCUUCCGUGAACACUUUCAAGCCCUGCAACAAGAAACCCAUCCACGUGUCCUUAUGAACACCUUCGAUGCUUUAGAAGGACUCGCCUUAAGGACCAUGUCCAAGUUGAACGUUAUCGGGAUCGGUCCUUCGACCCCAUUAGAAGAUAAAGCCUAUGGAUGUGAUCUCUUUCGGGAUAAGACCGGGUUCGACUAUACAGAGUGGCUCAACUCAAAACCGGCUGGUUCGGUGGUUUAUGUGUCGUUUGGGAGCUUGGUGGUGUUAUCCAAAAGACAGAUUGAAGAGAUCUUUCAUGGACUAAAGGAGAGUAAGAGGCCGUUCUUGUGGAUGUUGAGGUCAUUGGAGAGUAUGAAGGAAUUAGAAUUGGAUGAGGAAGUAGAAGGGAAGAUAGUUGGGUGGUGUUCACAGGUGGAGGUUUUGAACCAUGGUUCAGUUGGGUGUUUUGUGACACAUUGUGGGUGGAACUCGACGGUGGAGAGUUUGGUCGCCGGAGUGCCGGUGGUGGGGUGUCCACACAUUUCUGAUCAGCCGACGAACGCGAAGAUGAUCGAGUCAGUGUUUGAGACUGGGGUGAGGGCGAAAGUGAGUGAAGAAGAGGAAGGGAUAGUGGAGAGAGAGGAGAUUAAAAGGUGCUUGAACAUGAUGAUGGGAGGAGAGAGGGGGGAGGAGAUGAGAAGGAAUGCUUUGAAGUGGAAGGAAUUGGCCAUGGAGGCUAUGGGCAAAGAUGGUUCUUCCACCAGAAAUUUCCUAGCCUUUGUGGAAGAGGUGGUGCAAGGGUGCGAUACAAGUACAGAAUAGACCCCCGCGUCCACAUCUAAGCCUAUGGACCCUUGUUAAGAACCGCUAUUUUGGAAUCUUUGGUAUUUGGUAAUGAUAUAAGGUGGAUCAAAUGCGAAGUGGAUGUGAAAAAUAUGCUGAUUUCUAGGAAUUGGCCAUGGAGGCUAUGGGCAAAGAUGGUUCUUCCACCAGAAAUUUCCUAGCCUUUGUGGAAGAGGUGGUGCAAGGGUGCGAUACAAGUACAGAAUAGACCCCCGCGUCCACAUCUAAGCCUAUGGACCCUUGUUAAGAACCGCUAUUUUGGAAUCUUUGGUAUUUGGUAGUGAUAUAAGGUGGAUCAAAUGCGAAGUGGAUGUGAAAAAUAUGCUGAUUUCUAGUAUUUAUGUAUGGGUAUAUCAUCAUAAAGGUUAGG
Macadamia integrifolia is the source of this 2196-nucleotide messenger RNA. RefSeq names its product UDP-glycosyltransferase 75C1-like. Lineage: Eukaryota; Viridiplantae; Streptophyta; Magnoliopsida; Proteales; Proteaceae. The transcript has a single exon. Bases 426 to 1805 code for a protein of 459 amino acids. The record is from RefSeq and is a predicted model, not a curated record. Gene Ontology annotation, molecular function: UDP-glycosyltransferase activity.